Molecule: messenger RNA, 279 nt
Organism: Peromyscus eremicus (cactus mouse)
Lineage: Eukaryota; Metazoa; Chordata; Mammalia; Rodentia; Cricetidae
Product: cytochrome c oxidase subunit 6B1-like
Cellular component (GO): mitochondrion; respiratory chain complex IV
Source: RefSeq, a predicted model, not a curated record
AUGGCUGAAGACAUCAAGACUAAAAUCAAGGAUUACAGAGCCACCCCCUUUGACACCUUCCCAAACCAGAACCAGAUCAGGAACUGCUGGCAGCAGAACUACCUGGACUUCCACCACUUCGAGAAGGCAAUGACCACAAAGGGGCAUGGGGUGGGGGAAGGAUGCCUCCGUGUGUGUGUGUGUUGCCCAUGUGUGUACAAAGCCCUCUGACCAGUAUCAUGGGUCUCAGCCUGGGAUGACUGCCGAAGAGCACAAGGCACAUUUCUUGGGAAAAUCUGA